This is a messenger RNA of Cladocopium goreaui, 3303 nucleotides long. The record is from the annotation of a GenBank genome assembly. NCBI's taxonomy places the organism in Eukaryota, Dinophyceae, Suessiales, Symbiodiniaceae.
AUGCCUGCUCCCGCACCGCCGGUGGUGUCGGUGCCGGCGGUGCCGCCGGCAGCACCAGUGCCAGCGGCCACGGCAGCCCCAGUGCUGGCGCCAGCGCCUGGCAGCGAUGGGGAUCCGGAGAUCAUUUGGCAUCCUGGAUCCAAAGUUGAAAUUGAAGGGUACAGCCUGGCUCCACGAGAACCUAAGACGGCAGACAUCGAUCUGGUCAUAGCUGCCUUUUCUGAAGACCUCAGUUGGAUCGAUGAGAUGAUGGCCCCUGUGGCCUCCAGCUAUGCCCUGCGACUGUAUUGCAAAGGCGAUCGGUUGCAGGAUCCUCGGUGUUUGCGGAUCCACAACUUUGGUGGAGAGGAAUAUGCGUACCUGACGCACAUCACCCACUUCUACGAUGAGCUGGCACCCAUCAGCGUUUUUACCCUGGGAUCCAUCUACGACAACGGCUGGCACUGGUUGAAGUGUCGUAAGCUGAACUUCGUCCUGAGCUACCUGGAUAGCCCGGAGAAGCGUCAGAGCUUCUCGGGUUUUGCCACCAUGGCGCACCAGAAGCCUGACAGUUUCAUGGAGUUUGAAGGACGGACCUCUAGGGAUCGCUACCGCAACCACGCUGGUGGCACUGUCACGGACUCCUGUAGGGCCAGCGUGAGGCCCUUGGAGAAGUGGUUCGAAACCUUCAUUUACAACGUGUCCUUGAAGAAAGCUCGGCACACGGGUGUCUUGUACAAUCCCAUCUUCGCGGUGUCGCGAGAACGGAUCCGGCAAUAUCCCAAGUCGAUGUACGAACGGCUGCUGCGUGAGAUUUUGCGAUGCACUUCCAAAGCACAUGAAGGCGUUGCAGAAGCAGGGCAUUACCUGGAAAGAGCGUGGAAACCCAUGUUUGAGCGCCUCGGUAAAGUGAUGGAGUGGUGUUGGGACCUUGGGACCGCUGGUAGGAGUGACAUGCCCGAUGCGAUCAAGUGCUCUGGGCACUUCGGGCAAAAGAAAGGGGAUGAGGUGUGCUGCAACCAGUCCACACCCUCCAAGCCAGUGCGGAUCGAACUGCCAUGGACCAUUUGCGCCCUGGCAAUCGAGGUCGUGAGGGCCGGCCCCUUUGCUCGGGGAUGGUGGAUGGCUCAGGUGGACCUUUGUCCUGAAAGCAUCCGCAAAUCUGCGAGUGCCUUGGGAGAAUUUCUGGGGUUCGCUGCGCAAAAAAAAGCGUGCGCCGAUGUUCAAGAGGUUCUGGUGUGGUUUGACCGGAGGAUGGUCCUGAACUUCUCUGUGGCGGUGACACAAGACAUUUUCCGCAAGGGGCAAUUUCUAUGGCGACAGCGGAUUGCCAAGGAACGAGCACACUUCAGCCCCAACAAGCGAGAGAACUUCUCGGUGCGAAGUGCUCUGAGGGUCUUGGAUGUGCCAUCAAAGUUCAAACCUGGACACAUCGAUCCGCACGCGAAGGGACAGGUUCAAGGCCUCGAUGCUGCCACGGAGCGCUCCUUGCGCGCCGAUGUGGCAGCAAAAUUGAGGGCCCCCAAUGAACAACUGAUGUGGCCUGAGACAGAGCAGCAUCAGGUGGGAUGGCAUGCCAAAGCCAGUGGUCCAGGUGGCCUUCCCUACGAGGAGCGCGGCACGAUGUUCGGCCUGGCGCCACGGCUGGGCCUCGGCUGGCGCGGCGAGAAGACGGCCGGGGACCACGCCAAAGCAAGCGGCUCGGUGCAGACUCCGCGGUCCUUUGACGUGAUCUCGGCCCGGAAAGACGACCUGAUUUCCAAGUGGCUGGGCACCCGGAAAGAUGACCUCCAGCGGAGCGGCCUGGACGCCGCGGCUGCCAUGGAGGGCCCGGCGCCGGAGGUGGCAGGAAGGUCGACUCGGGAGAUCCAGCAACGCUGGCGUCAGCUUCAACAGAACUGGGAGCACCAGAAACGCCAGCGUCGCGAGCGGCGGCGCCAGAAGUUCGCGGCGAAGCCGCCGGCGCCCGCCGCGGAGGCGGCGCCGGCAAAGGCGGCGGCCGAAACGGCCGUGGUGCGAAAGGUGGACUUUAGCCUCGACAAGAGCAACAUCUUCGCGCCUGCAGCCUGUGCGGGGCUCCGUUCAGCGCUGCCACAGGGGCCUUCCGAGGAUGCCUGGCGAGGUGUAGGAGUGGUUCCAAGGCCCGACAGCCAGCAGGAGCGUCAAGUGGCGCAAGCAGCUGAGCGUAAUCGAAACUUCAUGAAUCGACCAGGGAAUCCUUGGUUCAAACCCAAAGGUAGUUCAGAUGUGGUGGCCUUUGGUAACGCCUACGCCAAGUCAUUUGGCUACAGCGUCUUCAGCAAAGCUUCCGUUCCUGGCACAGGGGCGCCUCAGGCAGCCGGACAUGAGGUCUGCAAUCUCUAUCACAUUUCCAUUGAACAGAAAUACGAAGGACACAAUUCCAACAAGUAUCUGUGGAGUGGGUCCUCCACCCGGGUCCGAUGGGAGGUGCAACGCGCGGCAGCUGGUUUGGAAAGUGAUGCCCUGUGGGGGUUGCGCUUGGCCGCCAAGGAUGUGAAAGAUGUCCAUCCAGCCACCGCGAAAGGUUUGGCCGCCAUUGGCGUGAAGGCCACGGUCAAAGCACUGGAGAAGGAGCAGGCUUCGGUGGUCUUCGUGUGCGAAGGCGUGCCGACGGUUCUCAUGCAGCAUUUGCCAGUGAUCUGUGCCCUGAAGAAGGUUCCCAUCGCAGUGCUUGCCGCGGCGCCUCAGACAUUGGGCAGCGCUGCAGCACCCUUUAGGCCCAAGCAGAAGGACCUUCAAGCCACCGCCGUAGCCUUGCUAAAGGGCUGUCGGCAGAUCCCGCGCUUGGCAGAGCUGUGCCAGCGUUUGGAGGCGUCCUUGCCCCCGGUGAGAGUGCCCUUCCUCCGCACGGCAGGAGAUGCCCUGGAGCCUGAGGCAGAGAUGCCCGAGAUGCCCAGCCCACCCGAGGAUUUUCAGGCAGCCGUUCCGGAAGAGUUCAUCCAACUUGAGCCGCAACUUAAGCCGGAGGCCUUCAAAGGUAGAGCGAAAGGCAAAGGCUGGGGGAAGAGCAAGGCACCGAAGACAGCGGAGCCACAAAAAUCGAGUGGCUUUAAACGGGCCAGAGCUGCGUUACAAGGUGUUGCCUCGCAGCCGCCUGCCACAGAGGAGGCGACGCAGGUCCAGGUGGAAGCUCCGGAAGACGAGACGCCGGCGAAGGCUGCAAGUUCUCCGGCAGCCAGGGAAAACGCAGAGGUGUGGAGGCCUCAGAGAUGUGAACGUUUACCCAUAGAUGAGCCAGUUUUUUUCGCCAAGCAGGAGACGUCCAUGACGAUCUUCGAUUUCUUUGACGGCAUGGACGGUUGA